AUGGAGGAACACCACCGGGGGGGGAAAAAAAACGAAAGCAGCUACAAAUUCCUAAACGCGGACGAAAUAAAUAACCUGGAGUAUAUUUUCAACAAAAUGAAGAGGAGCAAAAAUGAAAGCGUCACCAUCCAGAAUGUGCAAAAGUUUCUCCACGCAAAUCACAACAAAGACAUUUCGGAUGACCUCUUAGAUUUAUUUCACAUGUAUGGCACCACCAUAACUCUGGAGGACUUCCUCACGUCGCUCAACUGUGACAUUAACAAAUUCAAGUCCAAGGAGAAAAUGAAAAGCUUGUUCAAUUUGCUGGAUGCCUCCAAUCGGGGCUACAUAUCCACCAGGAGCUUCAUCCAGGCGGCCAAAGAAUUUGAAAACGAAUUUUCGGAGGAAACCCUCAGGAGCAUUUUCAACAUCAUGGACUUGAGCAGCAGCGACCGGAUGCACUUCGACGAGUUUAAGAAUGCGAUAGCGAACAUGUGA
This is a messenger RNA of Plasmodium vivax (malaria parasite P. vivax), 477 nucleotides long. RefSeq names its product calcium-binding protein, putative. The coding region runs from base 1 to 477 and encodes 158 amino acids. Gene Ontology annotation, molecular function: calcium ion binding. The transcript has a single exon. NCBI's taxonomy places the organism in Eukaryota, Apicomplexa, Aconoidasida, Haemosporida, Plasmodiidae. The record is from RefSeq and is a predicted model, not a curated record.